CCGCGAGACCCGCUCAGUGCCUCGCGUGCCGUCGCAUGUUGCGCACGUAUCGCGCGUUCUAAUUCCGCGUAACAUUGCAGAUGCGAGUUCGACACUGAUAAAAAAAUGCCCGCCGAGGACGAACCCGGGGCGGCGAUGGAGGGCCGCGAAACCGCCGAUGGGUCUCCCCAGCAGUUCUGCUUGAGAUGGAACAAUUACCAAAGCAACCUCGCCAACUGCUUCGACCAGCUUCUUCAGACGGAAUCUUUCGUGGACGUCACCCUCGCCUGUGAAGGACAGAGCCUGAAAGCCCAUAAGGUGGUCCUGUCCGCCUGCAGCCCGUACUUCCAGACGCUUUUCAUGGACAACCCAUGCCGGCACCCCAUAAUAAUAAUGCGCGACAUAAAGUACUGCGAUCUGAAGGCGGUCGUGGACUUCAUGUACCGCGGGGAGAUAAAUGUGUCGCAAGAUCAGAUCACGGCGCUACUGAAGGUGGCGGAGAUGCUGAAGAUCAGGGGUCUGACGGACGUGAGCGGGGAGCACGCGGUGCUGCGGCCGGGCGGGCCGGAGAGGGCGCCGAAGAGGCCGGUGAGCCGCGAGGGGGAGUCCCCGGCGAAGGUCCGGCGCCGGUCGGUGGAGCGCAGCCCGGGCCCGAGCCCGCGCCGCUCGCCGAGCACGCCGGCCGAGCUGCUGGGUGAGCACGCGGCGCACGCGCCCGCGCCGCCGGCGCCGCUGCUGGCCGAGGACGUGGACAUCCGGCCCGGCAUCGCCGAGAUGAUCCGCGAAGAGGAACGGGCUAAGUUACUCGAGAGUUCGCACGCAUGGCUCGGGGCCUCCACGUCAUCCAUCGCAGCAGACAGCUACCAGUACCAACUUCAGUCGAUGUGGCAGAAGUGUUGGAACACGAACCAGAGCCUGGUGCACAACCUGCGGUUCCGCGAGCGCGGGCCCCUCAAGUCCUGGCGGCCAGAGACCAUGGCCGAGGCCAUCUUCUCCGUGCUGAAGGAGGGCCUGUCGCUGUCGCAGGCGGCGCGGAAGUACGACAUCCCCUACCCCACCUUCGUGCUGUACGCCAACCGCGUGCACAACAUGCUGGGGCCCAGUGCCGACGGCGGCGCAGAUUUGAGGCCAAAGGGGCGCGGGCGGCCGCAGCGCAUCCUGCUUGGCGUGUGGCCCGACGAGCACAUCCGCGGCGUCAUCCGCGCCGUAGUCUUCCGCGACACUCACGCGCACACCACCCACCACAUCAAGGAGGAGACAUUGCCUGUCUAUCCCGCAAUCACGGAUGGAAUCACGGUGCCAAAUGCUUACGGCCCUGUAGCGUGCGGUAACGGGCGAGAGGGGGGCGUGUCCCCGAACGCGGCCGCCGCCGCCGCCGUGGCCGCCGUGGCGCACGGCCUGCGCCGGCAGAUGUGCAACAUGGUGGUGGCAGCGCAGCGGCCGCCCGACCACCCGCCGCACCUGGGCAUGCCCCCGCUGCCACUGCAGUCGCCGCGGCUUCCGUCACCGCUGUCGGCCGGUCUCGAGUCGCCGCUGUGCUCUCCGCCCCCUCCUGGGCACGCGUUGGAACCUCCAAAACCGACCGAUCCAUUCCGACCCUUCGCUUCACCGAGACCUGAUAGCCGCUACGACCGCGACGUGGCAGAGAUUACAGAGAUGGGUCCUCCGAAGACCCCCAUCCCGAUCGCGAAAAACGGCAAAGAGCUGUCGUCACCGGUGCCGGUGAAGAUGGAGCCACCGCCCGCGGAGGCGCGAGCGGAGAAUAUCUGAAGCGAGGCGGCGGGCGCGGCCCCGCAGACGCCGCCGACCGCACCGGUCGGCGUGCCGCCGCCGCUGCCCGCUUAUCCGUAUUUCGUUCCGAACCGCAACUCUGUCGGAUACUUCUAGGUAUUCUAGAUGUGGCUGCGCAUUCCAUGUCUUGAGGCAUGAGACCAUCCGACCGAUCGAGAGUAACGGAAUUAUGUUGAUUCAUAUUUAUUUUCAAGUGGACUCGCUGUGCAAUAUAAUGCUUGUUGUUUAGUUAUUCAAUUUUCUAUUAAGAUUAUUUUAGUUUAAACUUAUUUUGUUUACUUUGUGGUUUAAAAAGUUGUGUUCCAGUGAUAUUUUGAAAUAAAGU
This is a messenger RNA of Cydia splendana, 2095 nucleotides long. Its product is annotated as protein bric-a-brac 1-like. The record is from RefSeq and is a predicted model, not a curated record. The transcript has 5 exons. Bases 106 to 1749 code for a protein of 547 amino acids. Lineage: Eukaryota; Metazoa; Arthropoda; Insecta; Lepidoptera; Tortricidae. Gene Ontology annotation, molecular function: DNA binding; protein binding. Gene Ontology annotation, cellular component: nucleus. Gene Ontology annotation, biological process: regulation of transcription by RNA polymerase II.